Messenger RNA from Sphaerodactylus townsendi, 2835 nucleotides. RefSeq lists its product as uncharacterized. NCBI's taxonomy places the organism in Eukaryota, Metazoa, Chordata, Lepidosauria, Squamata, Sphaerodactylidae. The coding region runs from base 275 to 937 and encodes 220 amino acids. The record is from RefSeq and is a predicted model, not a curated record. Gene Ontology annotation, molecular function: protein binding. The transcript has 3 exons. Gene Ontology annotation, biological process: signal transduction; regulation of apoptotic process.
AGCGUCACGCGCCGAGCUCUCUCUCUCUUUGGCGCACGCGCUCACCCUCGGGCCGGCUGGUCCUCACUUUUGGGCUUGCAGAAGCUGCAGAAACUCGCGUGCAAACCGACUUUGCCGCGGGGAGCAACUCCCCUUCUUCCUCUCCAGCGGCGAAAGCAUCCGAAAGCGAAAGAGCCACUCCCCCGGCGCAAACUCGAGCCAGCCCCUUCCUUUGUUCCGCGGCCCCCAUCGCUUUCCUGCCCUUGGAGGCAGGGGCCUUCUCCUCCCCGGCGACAUGGCCCACCGGACCCUGCUGAGUAUCCUGGAGGACCUGACGGACGAGGACCUGCGCGUGUUUGUGUUCUUGCUGCCGGAAGUCCCCAACCAAACCUGCCGCAUCCCGCGCGGGAAACUGGACAACGUGUCCCGGGUGCAGGUGGCCGACCUGCUCCUGCAGUAUUGCCCGGCGAUCGAGCUGGAGGUGGUGGCCCGAGUGCUCCACGACCUCCCCAGGAGGGACCUGCUGAAGAAAUACAACCUUCGGGCGCCCGCGGAGACUCCCCGGAUGGAAGCGGCCGCUGCAGCAGUGUCAGGUUUGCAAGAACAGCAGCUCCUUAUCAGUGAAAGGACCACAGAGGCAAAUGCUUGGACAAACAACUUGCCUGAGACUGCCUCAGUAUCGAGGCCAGUCUCGGAGAAGGACCUGAUGAAACUGGCUAAAAAUCUGGGCAAGAAUUGGAGAGCCAUUGGUAUUGAGUACUUGGGGGUGGGAUUGCCACGUCUGGAGCAGAUUGAAGAGGAAAAUCCCGGCAAUGCGGUCAUGCGCAAUUUCUACAUGCUUAAAGUUUGGAAGAACUGUGAGGGGGCGAGAGCCACUCCUGACAGGCUGUAUCACAUCCUUGCCCAGGAAGAGGUACCUCUAGACCAAGAUGCCAUUGAGUUUCUGAGGACUUCAUGAAGCCCAAACAAUAACCUUGCAGGGUAUGGAUUUUCCCAGGACAUUGCACACACUCUCACCUCAUAUGUAUACUUUUCAGGAAUGAAUGAAAGCAAGCAGUCUAGGCCAUUUUUUAAAAAAUUGGGGUGCAUGUGCAAAAUCUGAUACUUUUAAGUCAAUACUUAUAAAAAGAAAUCCGAUUGUGGAGGAAAAAUAACAGCGUAAAAAAGACAAAAGAAGCAUUGCUUACAUGAUGCUUUUUUUCCAGUAAAGCAUCAAUGUAUUGUUGAUAUUGUUGUAUAGUUUGGAAACUGUCGUAGGCCUGAAAUGAUCCGAUUCAAAUUUCUGCUCACUUUCAGUAUCACAGGGUAGCCUAAGGCCAGUCAUGGUUUUGAUCCUGCUAUUUCACACAGCAAAAUCCAAUUGCAGAGUCCAUUCAAAGUGCCUUAUUCAGCAUAUGUGAAAGUAUUUUAGCCUGGCUCCAAUCCACUGUCUCAUAGCCUCACCCACAAAUGAUUGUUGUGAGGAUAAAAUGAUUACAAAGUUAUUUGAUAAAUUCACUGCUUGGCUUAGGUGCAGUUGCCAAUCAGAGUUUUUAAAAACGUGUAUGACUCAUUAAUACCAUUUUAAAGGGUCCCCAAACAGCCUUAGACAAUACAUAGGUCCCCAAACAGUACUGGUCUCCUGAGCCACAUCUGCAUUGAAGAAGCUUCAACCAAGCUAAUUUCAUUUUUUGUUUUGUUUUUGCUGAGCCAUACAUUACUGAGCCAUACAUCUUUUACAGAGCCAAGAUAAAGUUGUGACAAAUAUUUGAUUCAGCAAUGGAAAUGCAAGGAUGGUUUUGGCCUGCUGACCCAAAAUGGAGUUUGCGAUGUGUAAAUUUGCAGUGUUCCAAUCAAGCAGGUCAAAAUUGCCAACUGUGUACAUAGGAAAUGCUAUAAAAAGAUCAUGAUAUACAAUAAAAGGCACCAAGAUAUUUCCAUUUUCACUUUGGGACUUGGAUGUAGAGAUGUAGGUAUGCACCUACUAAAGAUAUGUGAGGUCUUUCCUGUAGUUUCAUUUUCUCAUAUCUGAGUCCCAUUUUGCAGGGAGAGAGGUUCAUUUCUUCAUGAGUUUUGCUACCACUAUUGAUCAACUCAGUGCAAAACAGGUUUAAAGAUACUGUAUCACCCUUCAGAUAACUGAUUGGUUUUGUUUGAUUUAAUAUUGUGUUGUGCCGAUUCAACCACUAGAGGGAGCAAAACACUUGCAGAACCAGGGGUGGGGGGGUGGGGGGUGGAACCCUGAAGAAACAGGAACUUUGAAGCAAGGAAAAUGAGAAUGUGGAGAAGCCCUAAGUUUUUCUAAAAGCAGCUCAUAGAAGCUGGGGUCAAAGAGGAGUAAACCCAGAUUCCUGCCACUGAAGUCAUUUUGUAUCAUUGCCUUUGGGAAACUGGCAAACCAGGAGAGGCUUCCACAUUCUCUCACACACUUCACCUUGAUGAAUGUGCCUUUGUUUCCCUAUCUCUGCAACCCUGAUAACAUCAGACCUACAGCAACACACCUGAGACCAAAUGCUUCUCAUGGAAUCUCCCCCAGCUGAACCAGAUUAGCUUGUGCACAGCAACACAUGCCAGCUGGGUGACCUUGGGCUAGUCACAGUUCUUCACAGUCCCAACUACCUCAAUGUGGGGUUUGUUGUGAGGAGGGAAGGGAAAGGAGAGUGUAAGCCUCUUUGAAUCUCUACAGGAGGGAAAGGAGGGGGGAAUAUAAAUCCAACUCUUCUUCUGUUUUAAAAGUUUGUUGAGGGCUAACUAUGCAAUAGUGAAAAAACUGUCCAAUCCAUGAUGGAGCAGGUGGCAUGUUUGCUUUAGGACCCUGCAAAAUCGGAACUCACUUUUACAACUGAUCAUGUUUGUAUUAAAAUGUCAUUUUUAAAA